AUGAGCUCGUCGAGGCCGGAUCUCUCUGAAAAAUAUGCUUGCAACACUUCGCCAGACUGGCAGAAGAACAUAAAAAAUCAUGACUGGAGUGGACAUGCGCAUAGCAUGGCAGAAACCGUGGUGUCAAACCACAAUACACUCUCGAGCAAACAGCCAUUGCGAUCCAGUGCAUUACCAGUACCAGAUCGCCGUGUGACGACCCGCCAUCAUUAUCGGUUUUUGAAUCCGUCCACAGCAAUUGUACGCGAUAGAGCAUGCCAUUUACAUGCACAAACCGCUCUUAGACCGUCUGCAGGUCGAAAAUUGACAAGUAUCCUGAGUCAUUUCCAGCGGAAAAGGGCGACGAAUAAGGGUAAAGAAGAUAUUCAAGCGGCGAAGUACCCUGUGUUAUUAUGA
Messenger RNA from Fomitiporia mediterranea MF3/22, 396 nucleotides. RefSeq lists its product as uncharacterized. Bases 1 to 396 code for a protein of 131 amino acids. Lineage: Eukaryota; Fungi; Basidiomycota; Agaricomycetes; Hymenochaetales; Hymenochaetaceae. The transcript is spliced from 3 exons. The record is from RefSeq and is a predicted model, not a curated record.